Syngnathus typhle (broad-nosed pipefish) is the source of this 3352-nucleotide messenger RNA. RefSeq names its product gap junction delta-2 protein-like. Gene Ontology annotation, cellular component: connexin complex. The transcript has 2 exons. Gene Ontology annotation, biological process: cell communication. The record is from RefSeq and is a predicted model, not a curated record. NCBI's taxonomy places the organism in Eukaryota, Metazoa, Chordata, Actinopteri, Syngnathiformes, Syngnathidae. Bases 1188 to 2123 code for a protein of 311 amino acids.
CAGAGAUAGAGCGAUUCCCUGCACGAGAACGAGCCAGAGGUGGAGAGGGAACGCAGAGAUGGGGACUGAGCGCUGAGAGCAGAGCGAGUUGGGGAAAGAUCUGCAGAUAAACGUGAGUAAAAAAAAAAAAAAAAAAAAAAAAAAGGUGGAGAAGGAGAGAGAUGGCUAGUGGGGUUGAGGUGCUGGCGUGGGGAGGAGGUUGCAGGGAGUCAAGAUGAUGGAGCCCAGAAAUAGGCUUUUACAGGACAGCCUUUCACGAGUGCUCCCUGCAGCAGACGUGAUUCUGAGCACUGGAGUGUGCUCAAAUUAGCAAAGGGGGACAAGGCAGGACGGGAGGUCUGCAGAGCCUUGGUUCAGCCUCGCUGGAUGCAGCACGGCAGCUUGAUUUAUGACGAAGGGGCUGGGUGGCCGCGUGCUUGUGCGUGCGUGUCUAUGAAUGCGUGCGUGUGUGUGUGCAGUUUUUUUUAUGGGUCCUUGUAGCGCUUGGAGCUUUGGGAGAGACCAUUCCUCCAGUCAUAAAAUGACAUUCAGCAGACAGGAUCUGCGCGGCUCUGCAGUCCUCAGUAGGAAGUAGGAGAGCGGGAGUCGGGGCUUUUAUCCAGCGCGAGAGGCUUUGUUUACGCUGCUGUGUGCUGAGGUAAGCCGGCCGGGAUCAGCCCAAUGCCUCAUGUGUCCUGAGGUGAGAGGAGAAGAAGAUCUUAAGAGGAUGCAAGGACGAGCAGAGAUCAGCACUGGUGGCAGGGAGGCCAGCUGAGGUACCGGGAGGAGCAGCCCGGAGGUUGAGUGGGGAACGACGACAAGGGAACGAGGGUGAUCAUGCCUGUCAAACAGUGAGCUAUAGCAUAUGCUGUAGUGCAGAACAGAGUGGUGCGGUAGGGGAGGACAAGCAUCGCUGCACAAGGGGAGGAGGAGGGGGGGGGCAGGCAAAGAGAGAGCCCGGGAGGAAGAGAGGAGAGAAGAGGUUCAGCAAUUAGAUCGGCACCUCUCCACCACUGGCAGGGGAAUCAUAGCACGACUGGCCUAGAGGAAGCGUAAAAACAUCACUCAAGGCCAGGUGUAGAGGUCAAAGGAUAGCCGGUGGGGUGGGCUGAGGUGAGGCGGGGGUCAUCGUGGCUGCACCCCCGUCCAAGUGGAAGAAAGGUCACCUCCGAGUACGCCGUUUGGUCUGAUCACCCUGACGCCUCACCAUGGGAGAAUGGACCAUUUUGGAGAGGCUGCUGGAAGCGGCUGUCCAGCAGCACUCUACCAUGAUUGGCAGGAUCCUGCUAACCGUGGUGGUGAUUUUCCGCAUCUUGAUCGUGGGCAUAGUGGGCGAGAAGGUGUACGAGGAUGAGCAGAUCAUGUUCAUCUGCAACACCAUGCAGCCCGGCUGCAACCAGGCUUGUUACGACAAAGCCUUCCCCAUCUCGCACAUCCGCUACUGGGUCUUCCAGAUCAUCUUGGUGUGCACGCCCAGCCUGUGCUUCAUCACCUACUCGGUCCACCAGUCGGCCAAAGCUCGGGACCGCAGCUACUCGUUGCUGCACCCUCACAUGGACCACCACGGCCACGGUCACCACGGCCGCCAUCACGACCAUCACGCUCGUAAGCUUCACUCCCGCAACAUCAACGGCAUCCUGGUGCACCCCGACAGCAGUAAGGAGGACCACGACUGCCUGGAGGUCAAGGAGAUCCCCAACGGACCUCGAGGGCUCCCACCCACGCACAAGAGCUCCAAAGUGCGGCGACAGGAAGGAAUCUCCCGUUUCUACGUCAUCCAGGUGGUUUUCCGCAACGCCCUGGAGAUCGGCUUCUUGGCCGGCCAGUACUUCCUGUACGGCUUCAACGUGCCGGGAAUGUUUGAGUGCGACCGCUACCCGUGCGUCAAGGAGGUGGAGUGUUACGUGUCUCGCCCCACGGAAAAGACCGUCUUCCUGGUCUUCAUGUUCGCCGUCAGCGGCAUUUGCGUGGUGCUCAAUCUGGCCGAGCUCAACCACCUCGGUUGGCGCAAGAUAAAAACGGCCAUCCGCGGCGUGCAGGCCCGAAGGAAGUCCAUCUGCGAAGUGCGUAAGAAGGACGUUUCCCACCUGUCUCAGACCCCCAACCUGGGCAGGACCCAGUCCAGCGAGUCAGCCUACGUCUGACAGAGGCUUCUCCGCCUCAUGUGACAUUUUGGAGAAGAGGUUUCCCCUCCGAGGACCACCAGGGCACAAAAGGUCACCGCUGGAUUAUGACUUUGAAGGAGCACAGAGAAGAAGAAUCCGCUUUCCACCACUAACCUUUGGUGCUGUUUAACCUAGGUGACACUAGGUGCCUUUAAAGAACCCAACAGACACAAAUGAGCAAUUUCAUAAUAUUAAGCUCGGUUGAAAUCGCGUCGAGGAGUGAGCGGCCCUCGUUACUUGCCUUUGUUGUAGCUCACAAAUAACGGUAAUUUCCCGAGAUAUGCAAAAGAUGCAUACGCAUGAGUGUAGAGGAAAAAAGAGCCAAUUUGCCCGCUAGAGUCGACAAAAUUCAAAAUUACUUGCCGAAAGACACUCAUACAUCUCAGCGCUGAACUGUUUUUAAAACACACCAAAUAGAAGAGCACCGGCUAUCCAUGUGCAAACCUUUUUUCCGCUCACCGCUUCAUGUCGCAAGCACACUGACAUCGCCUUGCUGCUUUUGCCGAACCCUUGGCAACAUUUUGGUGCUGUGCUAGCGCAACGCGUCCAGUGGGUAAAACACACGUGUGCACUGAUAAUGAGUCCCGCACUGUGUAACACACCUGAGUGCUCAUGAUGCCCGCAAAGAUGAUGCGGGGAAUUUACAGCAAAAAAAAAAAAGUGUUUCCGCUGUGUACAACGACACACAACCCUUUUAAUUGAACAGUAAAAUAUCCUUCUAUGGUUGUCACACAUUCAGAGUUUCCACAAGCAGAUUUGGUGGUGUAUUUUGAAACUGCUGUACAUAUUUGACAUCUAGGAAUGAACCAUUAUCGAUUUGGAAACAUAAUUUAGGGUGAUGAUGAAUGAAGAUGAAUUCCUAGAUGAGUAAGCUUCAAGAAUAUGUAUUAUUAUCGUGCUCUCUGUGCAGCCUUCCGAUGGAAACGACAGAAAAGGUGUUCCACCAUCCCAUGGACUGAAAAAGGCAUGUUAAAGAAACAUAACUAGAAUGGAUAGGUUAUGACAUUUAACUUAAAAAGACUUUUUUUUUAUUUAUUUGCAUCCUGCUCCUGUGAAUUGUACUCAGCAUGCGUUAUGAUAUAAAGAGUUACAUUAGCCUCCCAUCUUGGGAACACUGAAAGUGAAGAUUUUUUUGAAAGGCUCCCAAAACUGCAGCAAUAAUACUAAGAUAGAAUAUGUGAAAAGAAAAGAAGUCAAUAAAUUAUUAU